AAGAAAGAGCUCGGUUCGUACGCAUUCGAGAAGAAGAUGCCUGAGAGCGUACUCAAAAAACUCCGAGAUGGCGAACCCACAAGACGGAUCAACCGCAUCGGCAGAGAUGGCCGGAUAUUUACAGAACGUGUCGUGGAGAACGAAGUGCCCGAACUCAUUCCGACUAUCACUCGCCUAUGCGUCGCGUCAUCCGAAGGUCUUUCAAAUGUCUACGUCUGUCAUCCAAGCGUCCACCACGUGCACAAGGGAACCAGUCCAGGCUAUUUCUGCGGCUACCGAAACAUUCAGAUGCUCGUAUCAUACAUCCGAGGCACAAAAGCAACAGGUCACGAACGCUUUGAAAGGGGUAUCCCAGGUAUUCUUCAGAUACAAGACUUGAUCGAAGAAGCUUGGGACCGUAAUCCAUUCUGUGUCGGCAGGCAAGAGACUGGAGGAAUUCGCAACACAAGGAAAUGGAUAGGCACACCUGAGGUGGCCACCUUCUGCAAGUUUUUGGGUAUCGCUCACUCUGUUCAGACAUUCGGUGGCACAUCUGCCAAAAUGGCGCAUGAGCACCUGCUUGACUUUGUAGAAGCAUACUUCUCACAGGACGCCCAACUUAACUCGAAAGUGCACAGGUCUCACCGUCCGCCGAUCUUCUUCCAACAGCCAGGCCACUCCAUGACGAUUGUCGGGUUUGAGCGCUCCAAAAACAGCAAGCGCAAUCUGCUGAUCUUCGAUCCAUCUUUCGGUCCAAGGAAGCAGCUCCAAGACAUAGUCUCAAAAUCAUCACGUGCCGCAAUCUCUGCAGACUUGGCCGACCUCCUCCUCAGGACGUACAGGCGAAGUGCCGUUCAGCUCAAGAAAUAUGAUGAAUUUGAGAUUCUCACGUAA
Molecule: messenger RNA, 873 nt
Organism: Aureobasidium namibiae CBS 147.97
Lineage: Eukaryota; Fungi; Ascomycota; Dothideomycetes; Dothideales; Saccotheciaceae
Product: DUF1671-domain-containing protein
Exons: 2
Source: RefSeq, a predicted model, not a curated record